This is a messenger RNA of Clunio marinus, 1538 nucleotides long. The record is from the annotation of a GenBank genome assembly. Lineage: Eukaryota; Metazoa; Arthropoda; Insecta; Diptera; Chironomidae.
AGUCUGGAGCGAGCAGUAAAAUACAUUAGUGUGAAUAUCUAAGUGAUUCAAAUAAGAAUGAUGUUGGAUUUCUAUCAAAACCUAAACAUCAACACCGGAAUGCUUCAAGAUUGCUCGGAUAAAAAUUCUCUUGGCUGCGGUCAAGCAGACAUCACAGCUACUAUAAAAUGCGAAAAAACGUACGAGAUAUGUGAAGGAUGCUCGCAGAAAAUUCACGAUCGUUAUUAUUUGCGUGUGGCAGAUACAAAUUGGCAUGAAGCGUGUCUCACGUGCAACAUUUGCCAUUUGUUGUUGAACUACAAGUGCUACGUGCGGAAUUCGAAGCUGUAUUGCAAAGAUGACUAUUACAGAAUUUAUGGCACCAAAUGUUAUCGUUGUUGUGAAAAGAUUAAUCCCGAUGAAUUGGUAAUGAGAGUUCAAGAAAAUUACGUUUAUCAUGUCAAUUGCUUUAUUUGCUGCAGCUGCAAUCAACCACUACAAAAAGGCGAGCAGUUUGCAAUUCGAGGCGGUCAACUUAUCUGUCAAAUGGAUUUAGAAAAGGAAUCAUUUUUGUCCCAAACUUAUGAUGAUGAUUUUAUAACCGAAGGUGUAAGGUCGCGUGAUGGUCGUCGAGGACCAAAACGACCCAGAACAAUUCUUACCUCAUCACAAAGACGCCAAUUUAAAGCAUCCUUUGACCAAUCACCGAAGCCUUGUAGAAAGGUCAGAGAAGCAUUAGCUAAAGACACAGGACUUACCGUUCGAGUCGUACAAGUUUGGUUCCAAAAUCAACGUGCAAAAAUGAAGAAGGUUCAAAGGAAAUCGAAAGACGGUGAGAAGGGAAGUGACAAAGAAAAGGAUGAUAAAAUAAAACAAGAGUCACCAAGUAGUGAUUACAUCAUUGAUGGUACGUUUGGCCAACCUCUUAACCCAAAUUUACCAUUCUCACCAGAAGACUAUCCAGCACAUUCUGGUGACAGCAUAUGCAGUUCAGAUAUUUCCCUCGAUGGAAGUAACUUCGAUCACCUCGAUGAUGCAUCAGAUACUAUGUCACUCCAAAACCUUGAUCUCCAUGCUAACCAAUUGUCUAUUGAAGCCAGUCAUUUCCUUCAUAAUAAUAAUAAUAAUAACUUAAGUUGCAUCGAUAAACUUUAUCAAAUGCAAAGUCAAUAUUUUAUUGGAACUCCAAUCGAGCAAUAAAAAAAUUGUGGAAGAGAAAAAAUUGCGGAUUAAAAAACUUUUCCAAAUAAUUGUUAAAGUUAGGUUGCAUUACGUAGAGAAAGUAAAUGUCUUUGUAUAUUUGUAUAUAAUUUGUAUAUGAAACAAAUUCUAGUGCCAACCAAAAACAACCUUUAUUUAAAAAAAAUCCUUUAGAUGUGAAAUGAUUUUUUUUAUGUUUCAGUUAAUUGACACGAAUUGGAGUCAUUUGAUUUAUAAUUUUAAUGUAUGCAGAAAAGAAAAUUGUGAUUCAAGAAAUGAUUAAACGUGAAAUUAUCAAAGAACAUGUAACUUUAAUUUAUUCUAGUCGACCGGAGAGUAAAAAGAAAAACUUAACAAAU